ACUGGCAAUCAGGGAUCGGGGUCCCAGCGCCCGUGCAGGGUCCCAGAUGGAUCCCCGAGGGAUCCUGAGGGGUGCCAGGAGGGGAUCCAGGUGAAUUCCCUGGAAUUCCCCCUUUUCCCCUCCUCCUUUCCCCUCCCCCCGCGCUCCCUCGGGCACUUUCGCUUUCGAGUCUCUCGAGCUGCGCCGGAGCCGCGAUCGGGGACGGCUGCGAUGGCUCCAGCACUGGGUCUGGGGGUGCUCUUGGGGCUCCUGGCGCUCCUGGGGGACCCGGGGUGCGCGACCAAAGUUCCCCACUCCUUGCGUUACCUGUACGUGGCGGUGUCAGAGCCCAGCCCGGGGGUCCCCCAGUUCAUGAUCACUGGGUUUGGAUGUGGAUCCAUGGGGCUGGGUCUCCACGCAUGGCUGCGGCUUUAUGGCUGUGACCUCCUGUCCGACGGGAGCGUCCGUGGAUCUGAGCGGCACAGCUACGACGGGCAGGAUUUCAUCUCCUUUGACCUGGCAUCCGGGAGAUUCGUGGCGGCCGACAGCGGUGCUGAGGUCACCAGGAGGCGCUGGGAACAGGAAGAGGUGGCUGAGGGUUUCACGAAUUACCUGGGUCACGAAUGCCCGGAAUGGCUCCAGAAAUACGUCGGGUACGGGCAGAAGGAGCUGGAGCGCAAAGUGCGCCCAGAUGUCCAUGUGUCCGGAAAAGAGGAACACGGGAUGCUGAUCCUCUCCUGCCACGCGUACGGAUUCUAUCCCAAGACCAUCGUAGUCAGCUGGAUGAAGGGGAAUGAUACCUUGGAUCAGGGGCCGGAGUGGGGCGGGAUCGUUCCCAACAGCGACGGCACCUUCCACACCUGGGCCAGGAUCGAGGCGCUGCCGGAGAAGUGGGAACAGUACCGGUGCAGGGUGGAGCAUCCUGGAAUGCUGGAGCCUGGGAUCUUCGCUUGGGAGCGAACAUCUGGUGGGAAUCUCACCGUGUUGGUCGCUGUGUGCGUCAUCGCUGCCAUCCUCAUCGUCCUCAUCGGAUUCGGAGUCUGGAGGCUCCAGUCUGGGAGGAGGGACGGGAAAGGAUACAACCCGGCAGCUGGAAAGGAUGUGGGAACCAACGGCCUGAGCACAGGAAUCACCACCGCCUGAGCGAUCCAUGGAGCUGGAUCCAGCCCCUUCCCUCUUCCUGGGAAAGCUGAGAGCUGCCAGCAGAGUUCAUCCCCCUACUCCCACGCACCCCACUGCUCUUGCUAAUGGAUCUAUUUCCUGUUUUGCAAUGUUUUAAAGGCAAGAACCACAGAUAUUCGCAAUGCUUCACUCUGGUGUGAAAUUAUCCUGCUUGGGGCAAUAAAUCCUGCUUGGGGCAAUAAAUCCUGCUUUGGGGCAAUAAAUCCGAGUUCCCUCCUCCA
Onychostruthus taczanowskii (white-rumped snowfinch) is the source of this 1382-nucleotide messenger RNA. Its product is annotated as class I histocompatibility antigen, F10 alpha chain-like. Bases 211 to 1122 code for a protein of 303 amino acids. Gene Ontology annotation, biological process: immune response. Lineage: Eukaryota; Metazoa; Chordata; Aves; Passeriformes; Passeridae. Gene Ontology annotation, cellular component: external side of plasma membrane. The transcript has 9 exons. The record is from RefSeq and is a predicted model, not a curated record.